Molecule: messenger RNA, 798 nt
Organism: Ostertagia ostertagi
Lineage: Eukaryota; Metazoa; Nematoda; Chromadorea; Rhabditida; Trichostrongylidae
Source: the annotation of a GenBank genome assembly
AUGACAGCUGUUCCUGGUGGUGGUGCUCCAUCUGCUAUGACUGCUGUGGCGGCACCUCCUGGCGGAGCUUCUACAAUGACAGCUUUGAAACCUGCUUCAACAAUGACGGCGUUGGGAGCUCCAGCUGGAGCUUCAACAAUGACAGCUCUUCCUGGUGGUGGCGCUCCGUCUGCCAUGACUGCUGUAGCAGCUCCCCCUGGCGGUGGGCCGAAGCCCGACUCGACCGCAGUGCAACGAAUUUAUAGAAAAGACGAACGGUUGAAGGGACGGACCGUGACGGGAGCCACCGCCGUCUCCGUUGCUUCAACGAUGACAGCUGUACCUGGUGGUGGCGCUCCAUCUGCAAUGACUGCUGUAGCAGCACCUCCUGGCGGAGCAUCAACAAUGACAGCUGUUCCUGGUGGUGGCGCUCCAUCUGCUAUGACUGCUGUAGCAGCUCCUAAUGGCGGAGCCUCCACAAUGACAGCUAUGAAACCCGCAUCAACAAUGACUGCGCUGGGAGGAGCACCGGCCGGAGCUUCUGCUAUGACCGCUGUGGCAGCUCCCGGUGGAGCAUCCACAAUGGCAGCAGCCGGAGGCGCUCAGCCACCAGGUGCCUCCGUUUACAUGGGAGCAGCAGGUGCCCCUCCAGCAGGCGCAACAUCGGCUUACAUCAGUGCACCAGGUGGUGCUGGUGGUGGCGGUGUUAAAUCAGUGGCCAUUGGAGGUCCAGGAGGGCCAUCAAACUUACCUGCUGGACAAUCUGGAUAUUUCGCCGUUUCCAAAGUGGGAGGUGUUCAAUCAACAUACAUAAAAUAA